This is a messenger RNA of Nicotiana tabacum (common tobacco), 1997 nucleotides long. The record is from RefSeq and is a predicted model, not a curated record. Lineage: Eukaryota; Viridiplantae; Streptophyta; Magnoliopsida; Solanales; Solanaceae.
UUCAGAAACCUUCAUAACAUUAUAUAACUAAUUAUUAAAGGAGCAGAAGAAAAUCACAUCAGAGCAAAAUGUUCCUAAUUUUUAUAGUACUUCUUUUGACUGUUUCUCAAGUCAGUGCAGAUUUUUUAAUAGUCAAUACGACUAUACUUCACAAUGCAAUUGGAAAGGGAGCCGUUUGUUUGGACGGAAGUGCUCCUGCAUACCUGAUUGAUAGGGGAAGUGGCUAUGGAGUUAAUAAUUGGCUUGUUCACAUUGAGGGAGGGGGUUGGUGUUCUACGAUCUCAGAGUGCAUCGAACGUACUGGUACCAGGUAUGGAUCAUCAAUACACAUGGAGGAUCAAUAUUAUUUUUAAGGAAUUCUAAGCAACAAGCCUAACGAAAAUCCAGACUUUUUUAACUGGAACAGAGUAAAGGUUAAGUAUUGCGAUGGGGCAUCUUUUACCGGUGACGUGCAAGAAGUUGACCCUGUUACAGGACUCCACUUUAGAGGGGCAAGAGUUUUCCUUGCUAUCAUGGAGGAUUUAUUAUACAAAGGAAUGUGGAAAGCUGAAAAUGCUAUUUUGAGUGGAACUUCAGCAGGGGGAUUAACUGCAAUACUACACUGUGACAAGUUUAGAAGUUUUUUCUCCCCGAGUGCUAGAGUAAAAUGCAUUUCUGAUGCUGGUUUCUUUGUAAAUAUAAAAACAAUCCUAGGGGAAUCACAUAUUGAGCAGCUAUAUGAAAGAGUUGUUACAUUGNAUGGAUCAAGCAAGAACCUGCCACGAUCUUGCACCAGCUCCUACUUAGAUCCAAGUUUGUGCUUCUUUCCUGAAUAUGUAGUACAAUAUAUUCGGACACCACUUUUCAUUAUUAAUUCUGCUUAUGACUCUUGGCAGAUAAACAACAGUUUGGUUCCUUAUAAUGAGUGGACAUAUUGCAAGAAAGACAUAAAUGUAUGCUCACCAAGUCAAAUUCAAACUUUCCAAGAUUUCAGGGUAAUAUUUAUAAGGGCAGUUAUAAAUGGAAUAAGACCAACUUCACUAAGUGGAUAUUUUAUAACCUCAUGCCAUUCCCACAAAGGCAUUGAAACACCCAGCUAUUGGUUCUAUCCCAACUCCCCUACAUUGGCUAAUAAGGCUAUUGCUCAAGCAGUUGGUGAGUGGUUCUUUGUUGAGAGUAUUAGAUUCCAAGAAAUAUCUUGUCCUUAUCCUUGUGGAAGAUUUUGCCAAAGCUAGGAAGUUGGAGAGGAUGUUCAUAUUCUACGAGUAUUUCUGUUGGUUUCUUUAAUUUUACGGUAUUUUUAAUGACUAAUCCAUAUGUAUAGUAUGGUUUCAUUUUGCAAAACGUUUUGGCGCACCUACAUAAAGAAAACCGAGAGAUCCUUCACGUGAGCAGUAAUAUUGCAACAACAAGAGCAAGACAAAUUGGAUAACCUAGAUCAAGACAAAUUGAAGAACCUAGAUCUAGCCAUUAAACUAGUUUAGUUUUUCUUGAUCUUGUAACAGGCGAUUUGAGUUGUAAUCUUACAUAUUUUGUUCUAAAACUAUUUUGUGAGAAAUAUUUGUAUAAGGGUGAACUUAGGGCCAACACACACCCCGAGUUCUCAGUGAAUAAAACGAAGUAUGAAUGUAUGAGAUAAAGACUAAAUCUAAGAACCCUUUGGUUCGAAGUUGGAACGGGGUGCUCGCUACUGGGCCUAAUAAGACAACACCCCCUGAACCCGGAACGAACUCCAAGACCUUGGAAAGCAUUACAAACGGCUGCACACGACUAACAGAGGGCCGUGAUAUCCGCACCCAACCGAAUAUCACGAUGCGGAUCUCGCCCGAUGCCGGUAGUCUGUGGUUGAUAUACAAUGAGAAUCUUUACCUUUUUUAGAAUUGUACUAGGGGUAAAACUCCCCUAGUAUAUAAAGGAAAAGUUUCUUGUUCAAUAAAUAUAUUGUAACAUGCAUAUCAAGACAAUACAAAUUUAUUUCUCUGCUAUUGAAAGGUUGUCAUUUUAAUCAUAGUUUUUCA